AUGACGGGGCGCAGGCGCAGGGCGUCUACAUCCAGCGUGGAAACCGUCGAUGGCUCGCAAAUCCGCUGGCGUCAAGAGACCUCUGUCGUGCGAUCCGUACCAAAGGCCACUUCCUCCGACGACUGGCCCAUCUUCGAGCUCCAAGAUGCCAUCGUGCUGGACAAAGACGGCGAAAAUAUCAAAAACGCUCUUCACGCCGGCCAUGAAGGCCCAUUCAUCGUGAGGGGCAACCUCAUUAUCGAUGAUCCCGCCCAAAGGACGCACCUCAUUAUGAAAGUGCGCGGCGCUACCCCGCUCGAGAUUCGCCGUUGCGCAUCCUACUCCAUUGGAGAAUCGCCCGAUGGAAGACCGUUGAUAUGGGUUUCCGGCCAGGGCGGCUGGUACGAGAUCGAUCCAUGUCCUGCCUACAAGCCCAUGUAUAACAAGAUGUGCGAGGCAACAACCAUGUACUACAACAUUCUUGACAUUUAUACAGACGACCCGCCAAGGAAGACCAAGAAACUGAAAAAUAGCUCCGCCUUGGAUGAGCUGGACCAAGUAUUUCACAAGUACGCCGCGCGCAUUGGUGAUGGCGCAACCCUGGAAGAGGUCCAUGAGAGGGCCAACGAACACAGUGCUUUCUUUAUUGACCAAUUCUCACAAGAUGUGGACACUUGGAAGUCAACGGGCUUUUAUCAGUAUAUCACCACGAAGCAUGUCGAGCUGGGCAACAGAAUUAGAGACGCAAUGGAGAAGCUCCGUCUCCAGCCGUACGCAUCAGACGCAGAACACAGCUCCCGCUCGAUGGGCCGCUCCCGCUCGAUAAAGAGCAGCAGCGUCGAAGUCCCCGACAGCAAGGCUUUCCAGGCAAGCCAAAGGCCAAGACCAACCCCAACCGCUCCCAAACGCGCCGAGAAGCCUGGCCAAGAAGCCACCCCAGAGCCAGUCCCCGUCAUGUCACUCUACGUCCGGGGCGGGCAGGACGACGCUGCCGACUCGCCAUUGCGCUCUGCCCUCGCUGCACUGGAAGAUGUAUACAGCAAUACUGGAGCCAGCAAAAAUGGCAUGACAUACCGAGCAGCCCUCACCAAACUGUACUUUAACUUUUACUUCCCAACUUACAAAGACAGCCGCCCCGGCUCCUACAAGCAGCCCGUCGAAGACGCCCUCCACUACUACUCCAAGGCUCUCGUCGAAACCCUGGACCUAAAAUACCGCACUCACGAAAUAUACAGCAAACUUCAGGAACUGGCCACGGCCCCCUUCCAACCACGAGCAUACAAACCAUCCGACUUCCCCAUCAUUCUUGUUCCCCGUAAAUCACAACCUCGAAAGGGCACCCCUGCGCAACCGCCUCCGAACGUCCCCAGCGUCAGCCCCGGAAACCACACUCACCAGCCCCCUGCUGUGACGGAAACUCCCAGGCCGCAAGGCAAACGUCCUACACGCACACCCGGAAAAUCCGCCCUGCGCCCCGUAAACCGCGCCCCGAAACGACCCCGCGAUGAGUUCGAAAGCGAUGAUAACGAAUCCCCCGUCGCCAAACGCUCCCACUACUUCGUCGAAGACGACUCCAUGGACGGCGCGCCCGACCUCAACUCCCAGGAUGAAAACGACGCGGACGACGAUACCAAAGAAACAAAAUCCAAGUUUGACAUAGAACCAAUCAAACUCGUCAUCAGGGCCGACCGGGUUCCCGAUUCCUCCCCCCGCGGUCCCCACGACAUGUGGACCUGCGACGAACAAGGCUGCAACUACAUAGUCCGAGGAGGCGACCAAGAAGAAUGCCAGCAGAGAAUCCAGCAGCAUUUCAGAGACCACGAGAAGCAGCUCGCACGGGUCAACCUCGCCAUGAGGGAGGGCGCCCGCAACCACAUGUCCAUCAAGUACGCCUACUUCCCCCCGUUUCUAAUCCAAGUCUGCUUUGAUGCCCCUUUACCACGUCAUACGUAUCCCGCACCCCCGCUACCUCCUCCUCCAUCCGUCCCGUCUUGUUCCCCGUCAUCCUUAUUCCCGUCCAUUGCAGCAGCAGCAGCAGCGUCACACGACACGCCGUCAAGCACGACCGUGUCCCCCGAUCUAAGUAGAUUAGCCAGGGGCCGUUUCCGCGCUCUAGUAGAGCGGUUUCGCAGAACAACACCCCCGCUGCGGCGGCGCGCAGUCGACAGGCAAAAGAAAGAAAAAGGAAAACAGAAAAUCUAA
This is a messenger RNA of Metarhizium acridum CQMa 102, 2181 nucleotides long. Lineage: Eukaryota; Fungi; Ascomycota; Sordariomycetes; Hypocreales; Clavicipitaceae. The record is from RefSeq and is a predicted model, not a curated record.